AUGCCCCACCAUCCAAGCGAAGAAGAAGCCGAGUCGAACAUCUUCGAUAAGGUCGCCCAACAGAGCAAAGAUACCUCCGGUGCCUCUGACCACCCUAUCCACAAAUCUGAGGAUCAGCCGGGCGAGGAAAGCAAGGACAAAGAGGCCCAUCAGGAGACUAUCCAGAUCCAUUCCAGCAAGGGCCCGCAGAUCUCCGACGAGAUGCCGGAGAAAGCGUCCAAGGAGGAGUUGAGGGCUAGAGCGGCGGAGUUGAACAAGUGA
This is a messenger RNA of Endocarpon pusillum Z07020, 261 nucleotides long. RefSeq lists its product as uncharacterized. The record is from RefSeq and is a predicted model, not a curated record. Bases 1 to 261 code for a protein of 86 amino acids. The transcript is spliced from 2 exons. Lineage: Eukaryota; Fungi; Ascomycota; Eurotiomycetes; Verrucariales; Verrucariaceae.